This is a messenger RNA of Limanda limanda (common dab), 987 nucleotides long. RefSeq names its product tripartite motif-containing protein 16-like. The transcript is spliced from 3 exons. The annotation marks the transcript as partial. The record is from RefSeq and is a predicted model, not a curated record. NCBI's taxonomy places the organism in Eukaryota, Metazoa, Chordata, Actinopteri, Pleuronectiformes, Pleuronectidae.
AGGAGACAAACAAUCCAGCAGAGAGUCCAGGACACAGAGAAAGACCUGAAGCUGCUUCAACAGGAGGAGGAGGCCCUCAAUGGCUCUGCUGAUAAAGCAGUGGAGGACAGUGAGGAGAUCUUCACUGAGCUGAUCCGUCUGCUGGAGAAAAGAAGCUCUGAUGUGGAGCAGCAGAUCAGAUCCCAGCAGGAAACUGAAGUGAGUCGAGUCAAAGAGCUUCAGGAGAGACUGGAGCAGGAGAUCACUGAGCUGAAGAGGAAAGACCAUGAACUGAAGCAGCUCUCAGACACAGAGGAUCACAACCAGUUUCUACACAGCUACCCCUCACUGUCACCACUCAGUGAAUCUACACACUCAUCCAGCUUCAGGAUCCGUCCUCUGAGGAACUUUGAGGACGUGACAGCAGCUGUAUCACAGGUCAGAGGUCAACUACAGGACAUUCUGAGUGAGACAGAGACACAGAUUUUACAGAUUGUGUCUCAAGUGGAUGUUUUACUGCGACAACCAGAGCCAGAGACCAGAGCUGACUUCUUAAGAUAUUCACAGGAAAUCACACUGGAUCCAAACACAGUAUACAGACGUGUGUUAUUAUCUGAGGGAAACAGACAAGUAACAUGUAGGAGUGAAGGUCAGCCUUAUUCUGAUUACUCAGGGAGAUUCCCUGAUUGGUGUCAGGUCCUGAGUAGAGAGAGUCUGACUGGACGUUGUUACUGGGAGGUGGAGUCUGAUAACAUGAUUUGGAGGCGGCACACGAUUCCAUUCGCCUUCUCCUCCUCCUUCCCCCCCGCCGUGCUGAGGUUCUCGCCCUGCCGCAGGGAAGCCGGCUCAGACACUCGGGCUAACCGCCGGCUAAUAGCCAGAACUACCUGGAUCCCCUGUAGACUGGAGCUCAUGAAGGUUCCAGGUCUGAACUGGAUCUGGAUCCUGAUCCAGAGACUGGAGCUCAUGAAGGUUCCAGGUCUGAACUGGUUCUGGAUCCUGAUCUAG